GCUGCUUCCUGUUCUUCUUCUUUGUUUUUCGUAUUUUCGACAUUUUCUCCGAACGUGAGAUAUAUUCACGAUUUAAAACAACUUUAACGUUGAAUCUGCGUUUUUCUGCCGAAGCUUCGUUUUAAAAUCUCGUUCAUUUCUCGAUGGAAGCGCGCUACUGAGCUAGCUAACGUUACAGAAGCUAACUGUGGCUAGCAGCUAGCUGAGCUCGUUAUUUAGAUUCAAGAAUAAAUUAAAGAAGUUUUAUCCUCGUCACUUAAAUAUGACGUCAGCGUCAGCAAAGGUCGGAGAGAUUUUCUCUGCAGCUGGAGCCGCUUUCAGCAAACUGGGAGAACUGACGAUGCAGCUCCACCCGGUGUCUGACUCCAGUCCUGCAGGAGCCAAGUGGACGGAGACGGAGAUCGAGAUGCUUCGUUUGGCUGUUCGUCGCUUCGGAGACGAUCUGAACAACAUCAGCUCCGUGAUCAAAGAGCGAACUGUUGCUCAGAUAAAGAGCACAGUGAAGAGGAAGUUGUAUGAAGACAGCCGAGUCCCCAUUUCCUCUGAAUCCCCGAAGAAGAACAUGAAGAAAUCCACAGUUGCCAUGGCGCCGGCCCCCGCCCCCUCAGCACCCGCCAUGAUUGCCGUGCCGACCCAGCAAGUUGUCGUGGCGACAGGGAUGCAGAACAGCCCCUCCCUGGCCCCGCCCCUCAAGAAGCAGAAGACGGCAGAUGUGACCCUCAGCGCUCUGAACGACUCGGACGUGAACAGUGACCUCGUCGACAUCGAAGGACUCGGAGACGGAUCGUCCAACAAGAAACUCAACUUCGACCAAGAGAGUCUGAACCUGGACUCCAGCCUCAUCAUGAACUCCAGUGACCUCCCGCUUCUCUCCCGCUGACCUUUGACCUCCAGUCAUUCUCUCAAACACACGAUUCUCUUCAUUAGCGUUCAUUUUAAAAUUCAAAAGUUUUUGUUCAAAUUUUUAUUCGGGAUCCAAAAGAAGGUUUUUUUUUAAGUUUCUUCUUUUUGAAAAUAUUACCUGAGUUUGUUUUUCUCUUUGAAGCAGAAUUAUAUUUCACUUAGGGUUAGGGUCCUGUUGUUAAAUCGAGAAGAAACACGUUGAACAUCACAUCGAGACUCGACCGUUUGAAGAGACGCAGAAAUUAGACGAUAAAUCUUUGACUCAAGUGAGUAACUCUCUCGAUUCAUGUUUCACUUUAAUUUAAUCUGAAAUAAGCAUCGAUCUGAAACCUCGUGUGUUACAGCGUCCGUCUUUAAAACAAGAUUCAACAAACCUCGGAUCAGAAGAUUUUAUUCUUAUUAACAAACCAACAUGUCGCUUUGUUACUGAAGAUGAAAAUCUUUAAAAACAUCUGACGUGGUUUCAUCCUUUAAGAAGCUCGGAGUCAUAAUAAUACAAAUGUCUGUUUUGAGAAGAAAACUGAACAAAGACAGAAAAUGUGAUGUUUGAACUGUUUGUUAUUCACUGAUGUAAAAACAUUGUUUUUAGUAUGUUAAUAAAAAAUGAGAACAA
Molecule: messenger RNA, 1516 nt
Organism: Hippoglossus stenolepis (Pacific halibut)
Lineage: Eukaryota; Metazoa; Chordata; Actinopteri; Pleuronectiformes; Pleuronectidae
Product: chromatin complexes subunit BAP18-like
Exons: 6
Coding region: 263-880 (205 amino acids)
Cellular component (GO): MLL1 complex; NURF complex
Source: RefSeq, a predicted model, not a curated record